This is a messenger RNA of Westerdykella ornata, 3345 nucleotides long. RefSeq names its product NAD-specific glutamate dehydrogenase-like protein. NCBI's taxonomy places the organism in Eukaryota, Fungi, Ascomycota, Dothideomycetes, Pleosporales, Sporormiaceae. Gene Ontology annotation, cellular component: mitochondrion. Bases 193 to 3345 code for a protein of 1050 amino acids. Gene Ontology annotation, molecular function: L-glutamate dehydrogenase (NAD+) activity. The record is from RefSeq and is a predicted model, not a curated record. The transcript has 3 exons.
CUUUUGUACCUGCUUCACCCUUCCCUGUUCUAGGUGCGUCAUCAUUCCGCUUUUCGACGCCGCGCAUCUCCGAAGGACCGCGAGCCUCCCACGACCCUUCUUUCACUUCGUUUUACUUGCAAAUUUCUAACCGUCGAAUCUAGACACUCUUUUAUUACAGCCUUGUAGUCACAAUUCACCUGCAUCCCCGCCAUGUCGUCGACCCCGGUGUUCAACGAUGGCAUCAUCAACCCUAACAAGCUCCUCCACCCCAUUAGCCACGAGCCGCUGCAGCGACCCUCGCCUCUCCCUACACAUCUGAGCGUCACCAGCACUUCGUCAGGCCACUCGUCGCCCCGAGUGCUCCCCGCCGAAGGCCUGGGCGGCUCCGGCUAUGUCGCUCCCACAUUCGAGGGCAAGGAGAAGCAGAUGGAGAGCGUCAUAGAAUCCGUGCUGGAGAAGGCCUUCAUACCAGAGGACGUCGUCCAGGGAGAGGUCGAAUGGUUCUACGACCAGCUGGGCAUCGAUGAUAUGUACUUUGCGACCGAAUCGGUGGAAGCUAUCGCGAACCAUAUACAUUCCCUCUACUCGGCCAAGGUGGCUGCCUACGCCCGCGAUGACAAGCGCUUCGAGAUUCGCCUGGACAAGGAGUCCUCGGACCAUGCCGUCUACAUCGAUACCAGCAGGCCUGGCGUCUCGGUCAUGAAGGGCCCUCAAUACGAGAGCCGCAUCGACGAGAAGUAUCUCAACGUCACUAAGAACGGACAGGGCUACCGCGUCGAGAGUUUCCGAUCCGAAAGCCCUUUGCCCAAUAGCGAGGAGAAGCUGCGCUGUUACUUCGUGUAUGAGUGCGAUUUCGAGAAUCCCAAUCCAGAUGCGAAUGAGUGCGAUAUCGAGAAGAUUGGAGACAAGCGCUUUUUGCUCAAGGCUACCAAGAAUACAAAGGAUAUCUAUCAGCAUGUUCUAUCGCUGGCCAUGGAGCGGACCGGUCCCGUCAUCGAGCCCUUCGACAUCGAGGGCACGCGCGAUAAGCGUUUGGUCAUUGCCUAUAAGCAGGGCUCGGCCAUUGACUUCUUCAGCGCCCUCAGCGAUCUGUAUCACUACUACGGACUGACGACCACUAGAAAAUACGUCGAGCAGUUUUCGAACGGAUACACGACCAUGUCGCUCUAUCUCCGUGAGGCUCACGGCUUGGGAGGCAAAUACCCGCCCAUCGAGUCCUCCAUCUACCAGAUCAUGAAGGAAGUCUCGCUCCUUUACUGCAUUCCGCGGAAUAAGUUCCAGACCCUGUUCGCUACCUCCAAGCUGAGCCUGCAGGAGAGCAUCUACGCCCACUGCGUAUGGGUUUUCAUUUCGCAUUUCCUCAACCGUCUGGGAAAUGAGUACGCCGCUUUGGCAUCGAUCCUCGACCGGGAGAACAGUGCCCACGCAGAACUCCUCUCCAAAUUGAAGAAGAGGCUGCGCACUGAGACCUACACGGCCGACUACAUCAUGGAGAUCAUCAACCAAUACCCCGACCUGGUUCACAGCCUGUACCUGUCCUUUGCAGCCACGCACUACAAGCCGCUGCGUGGCGAGCAGGACGACUUCCUCCCCACGCUAAGCUACAUCCGCUUCAAGACGGACAGGGUCCUCAGCGACGACGAGCUGAAGGAGGCCAUCAACCGAGCCGUCAUUAACGACCAUCAUGAGAAGGUCAUGGAUUACUUCCAGGUCUUCAACAAGCACGUUCUCAAGACCAACUUCUACACCCCCACCAAGGUCGCCCUCAGCUUCCGCUUCAAUCCCAGCUUCUUGCCCUCGUCCGAAUAUCCCGAUCCCCUCUACGGCAUGUUCCUGGUCAUUGGCUCCGAGUUCCGCGGCUUCCAUCUCCGCUUCCGAGAUAUUGCUAGGGGCGGCAUUCGCAUCGUCAAGUCGAGGAACCAAGAAGCCUAUGCCAUCAACGCGCGCUCCAUGUUCGACGAGAACUACAACUUGGCCAAUACCCAGCAGCGCAAGAACAAGGAUAUCCCCGAAGGCGGCUCUAAAGGCGUCGUGCUUCUGGAUUACCACCACCAGGAUAAGGCAACGGUGGCGUUUGAGAAGUACAUCGACAGCAUCCUGGAUCUGCUGCUUCCGCCCAGCAGCCCCGGCAUCAAGGACCCCAUCGUCGACCUGUACGGCAAGGAGGAGAUUCUCUUCAUGGGUCCCGAUGAGAACACGGCGGGCCUCGUCGACUGGGCGACCGAGCAUGCGCGGAGCAGAGGUGCGCCGUGGUGGAAGUCGUUCUUCACGGGAAAGAGCCCCAAGCUGGGCGGCAUCCCCCACGACGUCUACGGUAUGACGACUCAAUCCGUGCGGCAGUAUGUGCUCGGUAUCUACCGCAAGUUGGGUCUCGACCCGAGCAAGGUCCGCAAGCUGCAGACAGGAGGUCCAGACGGCGAUCUCGGCUCCAACGAGAUCAAACUCAGCAACGAGAAGUACGUAGCUAUUGUCGACGGCUCGGGCGUCCUGUACGACCCGCACGGCAUCAACCGCGAGGAACUGGUUCGCCUCGCCACCGCCCGCAAGAUGAUCAACCACUUCGACGUCUCCAAGCUCUCCCCGGAAGGCUACCGCGUCUUGGUCGAUGACACGAACGUCAAGCUGCCCUCCGGCGAACUCGUCUACAACGGGACCUCGUUCAGAAACACGUUCCACCUCCGCACCACCAAUGAGUUUGACGUCUUCGUCCCGUGCGGCGGCCGCCCCGAAUCCAUCGACCUCACCAGCGUCAACAAGCUCAUCGUCGAUGGCAAAUCCCGCAUCCCCUACAUUGUCGAAGGCGCCAACCUCUUCAUCACGCAAGACGCAAAGCUGCGCCUCGAGAAGGCUGGCUGCAUCCUCUACAAGGACGCGUCAGCCAACAAAGGCGGCGUCACCUCCUCGUCCCUCGAAGUCCUGGCCUCGCUCUCCUUCGACGACGCCGGAUUCCUCUCCAACAUGUGCAUCCGGCCCGACGGCACGGCGCCCGAUUUCUACAACGCCUACGUCCGCGAGGUGCAGUCCAUCAUCCAGGAGAACGCGCGGCUCGAGUUUGAGGCCAUCUGGCGCGAGCACGAGGCGACGGGCCAGCCGAGGAGCGUGCUGAGCGACACGCUGAGCGUGGCGAUUACGCGGCUGCAGGAGGAGCUGCAGAGCACGAAUCUGUGGGAUAACGUGGGCUUCCGGACGAGCGUGCUGCGCGAGGCGUUGCCGGCGACGCUGCAGCGGGAGAUUGGGCUGGAGAGGAUUGUGGAGAGGGUGCCGGAUUCGUAUCUCCGCGCAAUCUUUGGCUCGUUCCUGGCCAGCCGCUUCGUGUACGAGUAUGGCAUUUCGGCGAGCCAGUUUUCGUUUUUCGAUUUGUGA